CUCCAGGCCGGUCAGGGAGGACACUGAAAACCAGAGAAAAAAAAAAAAAAGGGCAAAAAGCAAAAAGCCAAGAAGCCGAAAAGAGAACUCUUCGCCCAAUUUGCUCAAGGCUUUAAUUUCCCAAGGGGGACCAUUUAAUUUCCACUUGUGACCCGUGCUGCGUUGCCGCUCAGUUAGCGCCCCUACUGUACGUCAAUUACAGUAGUGAUCCUGACCGACCUUUGAAAGCACAUCUCAAGCGCCCUAGAUCGACCUUUUACGUGCAUCUGCUCCUUUCGGUCGAUCUGAUCCUGGUGCGUAACAAGAACUAACGGCCGUUCUUUUUUUAUCGCUCCGAAUCUAGCUUCUUACGACGCUCCCGAGGAAUAGACCAGCGAUCUAUAUAUCAUCCGCUCUAGCCCUCCUCUUCCCUUUCUUAGCGCCACUGGGAAAACGAACUUCCUUCCAGACCCGCCGCUUUCUUGUCCCCGCUAAUUCUCCUUCCUUCUCGCCCAUUUGAGGCAGGCUUGGAUUCCUCAACACAACCCGCAUUCUCUACAUUCCAUCCACUCCCCAACCUUCGUUGCUGCGACGAUCUUCGCCCCAGCCAUCCGCUGCCCUUGUGGUUUUCAAGAUCUCCCCGCCAGGGCUGCGGCCCCCAUGUCCUGCGCAAUCCCUCGGCUGCUAUCACUGCGUUCUUGUGACGUUUGACCCCACUCUGGCUCUUUAGACUUCAUUGACUCCGAGGAACCACCGCCAAUGGCUCUUGCAACGCCUCCUCGCAAUGUCCACCCGGGAGACCUGCUCCUGGUUGUUCAUGAUUUUGAGGCCCGUGGACCGGAUGAGCUGAACCUGCGUCGUGGCGAAAAAAUUGAGCUGGUUGAAAUGGACGAUGGUUUUGGUGACGGAUGGUAUCUUGGAAAGGAUUUAAACACAGGAACUCAAGGCCUCUUCCCGGGAGUAUACACUACCGCUGCCCCAAAGAUCCCCAUCCGGCAGAAAGACACCCUUGGAUCAAAUUCAUUGAAAACCGACCUCCAUAAUGUAAUGGGACAGGAAAUAUUCGCUUCACCUAUUAGUGGCGAUUCCACGCCCCAAGCUUCGCGACGUGCCAGUACGUCCGAUAUGAGCGCGCCAGAUGUUGAUGAUUCAACGGCCCCGACGCCCUCCCCAAAACAACAGCAGAGGUCCAGCUCCUCGCCCUUGCCGACGUCUAAAAUGGCGAUCGACAUCCAGAAGACCAUCCGACAAUCCAUUGAUGGCCACUUGAGUGGCCAGGACAGUCCGGUGAUGAACGAAACCUUGAGUGUCAUUGAUGAACACAUUACCGAUCUGAGUACACCUCGCCACAGUGUGACUGCCUCUCAAGAUUCCAAGCCGGUGAAUGACUCGGCAAGCGAAUAUAGCAGCACUUUCGAGCACCGGAUGUCUUACAUUAACGGUCAUGAAACCGACGAAGAAGAGGAAAGACAGCCGACGGAGGAAGAAGUUCGCCGAUGGAACCAUUCUGAGACGGCAAAACAUUUACGCCAGUUGGGACUUGAAGCCAAACACUGUGACAUAUUCGAGGAACAGGAGAUUACUGGCGAUGUACUCCUUGAUAUGAACCAGGACUUCCUCUUCAUGAAGGAGUUCGAUUUUGGUGUUAUGGGUCGGAGAUUGAAGACAUGGCAUAAAGUCAAAGCCUUCCAGGAAGAGGUCAAGGGUAUACCGCAGCAGCAAUCGUCUCGCGGCUCAUCUUUUGCGACCCCUCAGGAUGAACGUGCUCCUAGCCGCGCAAGCCAUACUGGCCCUCUCUUUCCCAGAAUCCCCAAUCUAAGAGGGCCCAACGGCCCGACACAACACCCGCGGCUCGUCAGUAGCACUAUGCAGAGUAACACAGGUUCUCCUCUGACAUCACAAGCUCCAGUAUGGAUGGACCACUCUAGAAGACCAUCGGCCGCGUCCAUUCGUGAGAUCAACCAUUCGCGGCGCCAUUCUUCAAUCGACACCACCAACCGAUACUCCGGGGUGGGAGACUCUUCUCCUGCCCGUCACCACAAGAAAAGCUCGUUUGAUCGGGGGUGGACCUUGAAUGGUGCUUCAGGAUCCCAACGGCGUCCCGGGUCAGCUCUCGGAGCAACAAACGAGAUUGUCACCCCACAAUCUGUGUUUCACGUGGCGGAGUCCAAUGGUUCUGACUCGGUUACCGCCGUUACCGAUGAUUUAGAUCGCGGUUACUUUUCGGGCCCGGAGGGAGAUGCCCGAAAGAAUCGGCGCGUCCUACAGAAACGAAGCUCUACCCAUGGCAGUGUUUCCACGCCAUCCAGCAUCCCGGAUGAGCAGUUUCAACUCAAAGUCAACAAACGUCACUCGCGUAUCAAUAGUGCUGAUUCUAUCAGGGAUGCGGCUCAAAUUACACCUCCCGCAGUCAAAGCUUCCCCACCUAAGGGUCGUUUCAGGAGUUUGAGCACUCGAGCUUCGGACCGACAUGGCCAGCAGUCCUCUAACCCGCCAUCUGCGGAAGAGAAGUCUUCUGGCUCUGGAUUCUUCGCCGCAUUUUCGCUGGGAGGGAAAAAUAAUGAGGAGCAGUCUCAACGCUCGAGCACUCUGCCUUUACAGGGGAUCAAGAGCGCUGGGCCUAAAUUCCGACGUGCUGUUGGUUUCCGUGCCAUGUCCGAGGCUGUUAAAGGGAUAGAUACAUCCAUCGCUCCCCCGUCUCCUAGCAAAGAUCCUGAGUCCCCCUCUGCUAGAACAGGAUCGACAACUCCUUCGACCACAAAGAGCUCAGAUCGACAUAGCACGGAUGGUUCGGGCAAGGCUGCAGAAAGUGGUGCUUCCUUGCCACGUGCCCGCACUCUUAGGUCCGGGACUAAGUCGAAGAAGGAUACAAGCGCUUAUACCCAGGGCCUGGAGAAGAAGACCCCGAAGGAGCAGAUGCAAGGGUGCAAUUUUUCGGGGUGGAUGAAGAAGAAGUCCUCAAACCUUAUGACAACGUGGAAGCCGCGUCUCUUUGUGUUGCGUGGUCGUCGUCUGUCGUAUUAUUACUCAGAAGAUGACACCGAGGAGCGUGGUCUUAUCGACAUUACAGCCCACCGCGUGCUUCGCGCGGAUAACGACCCUCUCAUCGCCCUGCAUGCGACCUUGACUGGUUCCACAGCCUCGCCAACCUCGCCGUCUGGGUCUACUGCCGAUGGCCCUUCAUCCGAUAAAGCCUCAGGCUCGGAAUCCUCUCUCCGCGGGUCCAAGCCCGUCGGAGAAGGCCCUUUUUUCUUCAAGCUCGUACCACCAAAAUCGGGCACUUCUCGGACGGUGCAGUUCACGAAGCCUGCUAUCCAUUAUUUCCAGGUAGACAGUAUUCAAGAAGGCCGCUUGUGGAUGGCAGCGUUGAUGAAGGCUACCAUCGAACGGGAUAUGGAACUCCCUGUAGAGACUUCCAAUAAACAGAAGACUGUUAGUCUUAAAGAAGCCCGUCUAAUGAACCAGCGGCCUCCUGCGCUACUACCGACGGCAUCUGCAACGCAGGGAGCAGAGGGGAAAGAGGAACGCUUGACAACCACCACAGAGGAGGAGAGCGGCCUGAUGAUUCAAGGUCUCGGGGAUGAGAAAGUGCCUACCCACGGGGACGAUGACGAACAGAAACGGGUCUCGAGCCCUCUUGGUGACCUUGAUGUCGGCCCGCCCCAUUUGCUCCCUGAAGCAGUUGCAAAGGUAGAUUGAUCGUGUCACUGAGAAGAGAUAGCCGCUGCUUGAUCACACUUUGUUUUACUUGCUUUGAAUGUCGCUGAUCUGUUUGGCGUUAAUGUGAUAUACCCCCAUUUGGAUUAUUUGAUCUCAAGCUUACUGCCGUUUCUCGUUUAAUUUUAUCAAAUAAUAUUGCGCUAGGUCUUCCUUCUAUCGUUGGCUGGCCAGAUCUUCGAGAACAAACCUAAAAACCGCACGAGCUCCAGUAGUCAUCAGUCUUGUAAAUUUAUGCCAAGGGCCAAGAUCU
Aspergillus pseudonomiae is the source of this 3949-nucleotide messenger RNA. RefSeq names its product putative polarized growth protein (Boi2). Gene Ontology annotation, biological process: actin cytoskeleton organization. NCBI's taxonomy places the organism in Eukaryota, Fungi, Ascomycota, Eurotiomycetes, Eurotiales, Aspergillaceae. The transcript is spliced from 3 exons. Gene Ontology annotation, molecular function: protein binding. The record is from RefSeq and is a predicted model, not a curated record. Gene Ontology annotation, cellular component: plasma membrane. Bases 739 to 3678 code for a protein of 979 amino acids.